AUGUGCGCAGACUUGGCAGAUCAUAUGCAGAACGACAGGGACUAUAUUUUCUGCAAUGGCAAGGUUUGCUACAAGGUGAUGGACGGGAUCGCUUCCGAUGUCGUGAAGGGCUACAAAACAGCUUUCGCCUAUCUGCAGGAGGCCACCAAGCAUUCAUUGCACAACGAAGACGAGGUCCUUCGGAAUGCCCUUUCUUUGCGUAUUCCAUGCGGUCGAUUUUCGUAUGCAGCCUUGGGAUCUGCAAAGAUCCUGGGUGUAUCUGGGACAGUGCAUGGAUUGACGCAGUACCAAUGGCAGGUGAUGCAGGGCUUUGGCGUCAGCAGCUACACACUGGUUCCGUCGGUGUACGGCCGCAACAACUUUGCUUUCCUAAAUCAGGACCACGGCACCCCCAUCACAGUCACCACAGAUUUAUUUCAUGAUGUUGCGACGCAGGUAAACAGGAUAAUACAGCAAGGCCGUGCAGUCAUCGUCUUCUUCAGAGAUGCGCAUCAGGUGGAGGACUUUCAACAAUCCCCGUACUAUGGCAAGAUCCAGAAUAAGAACGUGUUGCUCCCAAGCCUGCUGGACAAGGACAAGGAUUGGAUUAUCCGGAAGGCGGCAACGGCCGGGCAAGUUACGUUUGCCGCUGCCCUG
Molecule: messenger RNA, 636 nt
Organism: Symbiodinium necroappetens
Lineage: Eukaryota; Dinophyceae; Suessiales; Symbiodiniaceae
Source: the annotation of a GenBank genome assembly